This is a messenger RNA of Phyllostomus discolor (pale spear-nosed bat), 1830 nucleotides long. RefSeq names its product SET domain containing 4 (gene SETD4). Gene Ontology annotation, biological process: positive regulation of transcription by RNA polymerase II; peptidyl-lysine dimethylation; peptidyl-lysine trimethylation. Lineage: Eukaryota; Metazoa; Chordata; Mammalia; Chiroptera; Phyllostomidae. Gene Ontology annotation, molecular function: histone H3K4 methyltransferase activity; histone H3K36 methyltransferase activity; transcription coactivator activity. The record is from RefSeq and is a predicted model, not a curated record.
GACGGCGCCCAGCCCCUCCCUCUGCUGCCGCGGCCCGUUUUUGUAAUUCGCGAUCAUUUGGGUGCUGUUCCCGGUGUCCACGUGCCUUGGGCCCACUUGCCCCGCCGCCAUGUUGAAGCCGGCGCCCUUCUCCAAGGUACAAAGAGCAGUGAUUAUCACACACUGGGAGGAAAGGCAAAGGAGAUGCUUGUUAUUUUAGAUCGGGCACCUAAACAGAAACUGCGAUUUCAGUAUGAAGAAGGGAAGAGGAAGAACAAGCCGGAGGAGAAGACGAAAACUCCGUAGAAGUUCUGAAUCAAGAGGAGUGAAUGAGAGCUGCAAGCCUGAGUUUAUAGAGCUUCAGAGGUGGCUGAAGGAUAGGAAGUUUGAAGGUGCAAACUUGGUGCCUGCCAGUUUCCCAGGGGUGCUGUGGGCAGCGCAGGGGCAGCCUUCAGAUGGUGGUGGUGGGGACCCUGUGGCUGUGCCUGCUCUGGCCAAGGCCUUGGCUCGCGGGGGCCGCUGGCCACGGGCAGAGGGCUCUGAUGAGCACGGCCACCCCCUGCAGGAGGGACAGGUGAUUCUGUCGUUGCCCGAGAGUUGCCUGCUCACCACGGACACAGUGAUGAGGAGCUACUUGGGGGCGUACGUCGCUAAGUGGCAGCCUCCCCUGUCCCCUCUGCUGGCCCUGUGCACCUUCCUAGCAGAGAAGCACGCUGGGGACCGGUCCCCCUGGAAGCCCUACCUGGAGGUGCUGCCGAAGGCCUACUCCUGCCCCGUUUGUUUGGAGCCGGAGGUGGUGGAGCUGCUCCCCGGACCUCUGAAGGCCCAGGCCCAGGAGCAGAGGGCCCGCGUGCAGGAGCUGUUCACGGCCUCCAGGGCCUUCUUCUCUUCCCUGCAGCCUCUGUUCUCCGAGGCUGUGGAGGGCGUCUUCAGCUACAGCGCCUUCCUGUGGGCCUGGGGCACCGUCAACACCAGAGCCGUGUACCUGGCGCGUGGGCGGAGGCCGUGCUUCGCGGAGCCAGACACCUGCGCGCUGGCCCCCUACCUGGAUCUGCUGAAUCACAGCCCCGCCGUCCAGGUGGACGCGGCGUUUAACGAGGGGACCCGCUGCUACGAGAUCCGGACGGGCUCGCGAUGGGGGCCGCGAGAGGACGGUGCUCCAUCUGCUACGGCCCCCCACGACAACCAGCGGCUGCUCCUGGAAUACGGCUUCGUGCCCCCCCGCAACCCCCCCGCCUGCGUGCACGUGGCCCGUAGACUGCUGGUCAGUACCCUCCCAGCAGCAGAUAAACAGACGGGCAGGAAGAGCUCCAUUUUAGAGGACCACGGGCUUCACAGAGUAAAAACUUGACGUUCGGAUUGGGACGGCCCGUCCUGGAGGUUGCUCACCGCGCUUAAGCUGCUAUGUCUGCGGGCUUGAAGACUGAGGUGUGAAAGUCCUCUGUUUUAUUUUGGUUCUAGUCCACGCUGGAAGAAAGUACUUCUUGGGGAAACAGUUUCGGAUGCAAACGAAAAGACAAGUCUGGACGUAGCUCAGAAAAUAUGCCGUCACCUCAUCGAGGAGACUGAUGCUGUGCUUCAGAAGGUUUCUCGUAUGAAAGCUAAAGAAACGGCUUUGGUGACCCAGCUCACUCUGGUCGAAACGCUGCGGACGGAGGAGCUCAAGGUUCUCCAGGCGUCUGCUGACAUCCUCCACCGCCUGCUCGCAGCUUCUGCGUAGCUCCCGGUGGGGUGCAUUCGCUUCAGCUCCCGCCGGGGUUUGGCCCCUCAAUCAGCUUUACACAGAGGCUUGUUUUUUACGGAAUCGUGCGCGCUCAGCGUCUGGCUUCUAUUAAACAUGGAUGUGCUCAC